Messenger RNA from Cygnus atratus (black swan), 5099 nucleotides. It is a transcript of the gene ITGA11, whose product is annotated as integrin subunit alpha 11. Bases 136 to 3963 code for a protein of 1275 amino acids. The record is from RefSeq and is a predicted model, not a curated record. Gene Ontology annotation, cellular component: external side of plasma membrane; integrin complex. Gene Ontology annotation, molecular function: integrin binding. Gene Ontology annotation, biological process: integrin-mediated signaling pathway; cell adhesion mediated by integrin; cell-matrix adhesion. The transcript is spliced from 29 exons. NCBI's taxonomy places the organism in Eukaryota, Metazoa, Chordata, Aves, Anseriformes, Anatidae.
UCCCAAUGCUCGCCUUCUGUCAGGGAGCCGGGGAAGGCUGGGGAUAAGGAAAGGGUUUUCCGAGCGGGGCUACCAGUCUGGCUGGGUGCCUCCGGCGGAUGCUCGGGGCCGGGGAGCGGGGCCCCCCGUGCUCCCAUGGACCUUCCCAGCGGGCUGCUCCUCGCCUGCUCCCUCUGCCUCCUGCCCGGGUUCAGUGACACCUUCAACAUCGACACCAAGAGGCCCAAAAUCAUAGCCGGCUCUAAGGACGCCUAUUUCGGCUACACGGUGCAGCAGCAUGACAUCGGGGGCAAGAAAUGGCUGGUGGUGGGGGCCCCCUACGAGACCAACGGGCAGCAGAAGACGGGAGAUGUCUACAAGUGCCCGGUGACCAGCGACAGCCCCAGCAACUGCACCAAGCUCAACCUAGGAAGAGUCACGCUGUCCAACGUGUCUGAGCGGAAGGACAACAUGCGCCUGGGGCUCAGCCUGGCCACCAACCCCAAGGACAGCAGCUUCCUGGCCUGCAGCCCGCUCUGGUCCCAUGAGUGCGGCAGCUCCUACUACACCACGGGGAUGUGCUCCCGCGUCAACGCCAACUUCAGAUUCGCCAAGACCGUGGCCCCGGCUCUGCAGAGAUGCCAGACGUACAUGGACAUAAUCAUAGUUCUGGACGGAUCAAACAGCAUAUAUCCUUGGGUUGAAGUUCAGCACUUCCUGAUAAACAUCUUGAAAAAAUUUUACAUUGGCCCCGGCCAGAUACAAGUCGGCGUGGUUCAGUACGGAGAAGACGUGGUCCACGAGUUUCACUUAAAUGACUACAGGUCUGUAAAAGACGUGGUGGCAGCUGCCAGUCACAUAGAGCAAAGAGGAGGCACAGAAACCAGGACUGCCUAUGGGAUAGAGUUUGCUCGCUCGGAAGCGUUUCAGAAAGGUGGCCGGAAAGGGGCAAAGAGAGUAAUGAUUGUAAUCACAGAUGGAGAGUCGCACGACAGCCCAGACCUGGAGAAGGUGAUCGAGGACAGCGAGAAGGACAACGUCACCAGAUACGCGGUGGCGGUGAGUAGCGGGGCCCUGCUGCUGCAGGAGGCGGUGAGAGGUGCUCACGUCGGGAUGUGGCUGCCCAAGGAGGUGCUGGGGAGGGGCAGGACCCUGCGAGGCACCCAGAUCGCAUCCAUCCUUACAGCCCCCCCAGUCUGCUCCCAUCGUGGGGUGCCAGGCACAAAGGGGAAGAACAGAUCUGGGAUGCUUUGGGAUGGCUUUAUCCAUCGUGUGAAAACAACUGACACUGCCUUCCUCUCCCAAACCCAGGUACUGGGUUAUUAUAACAGAAGAGGGAUCAAUCCCGAAGCCUUUCUGAAUGAGAUAAAAUUCAUAGCGAGCGACCCGGAUGACAAGCACUUCUUCAACGUCACCGACGAAGCAGCGCUCAAAGACAUCGUGGACGCGCUGGGGGAAAGGAUAUUUAGCCUGGAAGGAACCAACAAGAAUGAAAUCUCCUUUGGACUGGAGAUGUCCCAGACUGGCUUCUCAUCGCACAUCGUGGAAGACGGGAUCCUGCUGGGGGCCGUGGGCGCCUACGACUGGAACGGGGCCGUGCUGAAGGAGACCAGCAGCGGGAAGGUGAUCCCGCUGCGCGAGUCCUACCUCCAGGAGUUCCCCGAGGAGCUGAAGAACCACGGCGCCUACCUGGGUUACACCGUCUCCUCCGUCGUGUCCACCGCACGCGAGCGGCUCUACGUCGCGGGAGCGCCGCGGUUCAACCACACGGGGAAGGUGAUCAUCUUCACCAUGCACAGCAACCGCAACCUCACCAUCCACCAGGCGCUGAAGGGAGAGCAGAUCGGCUCCUACUACGGAAGCGAGAUCAACUCCCUGGACGUGAACGGCGAUGGUGUCACGGACGUGCUGCUGGUGGGAGCCCCCAUGUACUUCAGCGAGGGCAGGGAGAGGGGCAAGGUCUACGUCUAUGCCCUGCGAGAGAACCGCUUUGUUUCCAGCGGGGCCCUGGGGGACCUGCAGAGCUACCAGAACUCCCGCUUCGGCUCCUGCAUCGCCGCCGUGCCCGACCUCAACCAGGACUCCUACAACGACGUCGUGGUCGGGGCGCCUUUGGAGGACGACCACCAAGGAGCGAUAUACAUCUUCCUCGGCUUCAAGGAGACCGUCCUGAAGAAGUACAAGCAGCGGAUAGCAGCUGCAGACCUCGGACCAGGCCUGAUGUAUUUUGGAUGCAGCAUCCACGGACAGCUGGACAUGAACGAAGACGGGCUCGUGGACUUAGCCGUCGGCUCUCUUGGGAACGCCGUGCUGCUCUGGUCCCGCAGCGUCGUCCAGAUCAACGCCAGCAUCCGCUUCGAGCCCUCCAAAAUCAACAUCUUCACCAAGGACUGCAAGCGGAACGGGAAGGAUGCCACCUGCAUGUCGGCCUUCAUCUGCUUCACCGCCGUCUUCCUCUCGGCCCACUUCCAGACGGCCAGCGUGGCGCUGCACUACAAUGCCACCAUCGACGAGCGGCGGUACACGCCGCGGGCUCUCCUGGACGAGAGCGGGGAGCGGCACGCUCACCAGGCGCUGGUGCUGCUGGCGGGGCAGGAGCACUGCGACAGGCUCCACUUCCACGUGCUGGACACGGCUGACUACGUGAAGCCGGUGACGUUCUCGGUCGACUACGAGCUGGAGCACCCCGAGAGCGGCCCCAUGCUGGACGACGGCUGGCCCACCUCGCUCAAGGUCUCGGUCCCGUUCUGGAACGGGUGCAACGAGGAUGAGCACUGCGUCCCUGACCUGGUCCUCGACGCUCGAAGCGACGUGCCCAGUGCCAUGGAGUACUGCAGGAGGGCUCUGCGCCGGGCUGCCCCCGCCUGCUCCACCUUCAGCCUCUCCUUCGACGCCUCCGUCUUCGUCAUCGAGAGCACCAGGAGGAGGGUGGCCGUGGAGGCGACGCUGGAGAACCGCGGCGAGAACGCCUACAGCACCGUGCUCAACAUCUCCUUCUCCAGGAACCUCCAGUUCGCCAGCCUGAUCCCCAAGGAUGACACGGACAUCAACAUCGACUGCAUGAGCGACGAGAAGCACCCCAACAAGAGAGUCUGCAACGUGAGCUACCCCUUCUUCCGAGCUAAAGCCAAGGUAGCUUUUCGCCUGGAUUUUGAAUUCAGCAAGUCAAUUUUCCUGCAGAGCAUGGAGAUCUACCUGACUGCCAACAGUGACAGCGAGGAGAAGGAGAGCACCAAGGAGGACAACGUCGCCCACCUCAAUUUCCACCUCAAGUACGAAGCUGACCUGCUCUUCACCAGGGCGUCCAGCCUGGACUACUACGAAAUCAAGUCCAACAGCUCCCUGGAGAGAUACGACAGCAUCGGCCCCCCUUUCCACUGCUCCUUCAAGCUGCAGAACCUGGGCUUCUUCCCCGUGGAGGGGGUGACCAUCAAGCUCACCGUCCCCGUGGCCACCAGGGCGGGCAACCGCCUCCUGCUCCUGACCCAAUUCAUGGUGGACCAGGAGAACGCGACCUGCAACGUCUGGGGGAACACCACCGACUACCGCAGCACACCUGCCGAGGAGGACCUGUCCCGCACCCCGCUCCUGAACCACAGCAACUCCGACGUCGUUUCCAUCGACUGCAAUGUGAAAUUAGCCCCCAACGAGGAGAUGAACUUGCACUUGCGUGGCAAUCUGUGGAUGAAGUCACUGAAAGCACUGAAGUUCAAGUCACUGAAGCUCACCACGAACGCCGCCCUCCAGCGACGCUUCGGGAGCCCCUUCGUCUUCCGCGAGGAGGACCCCAGCCGCCAGGUAACAUUUGAAAUCUCCAAGCCGGAGGAGUCGCAGAUCCCCAUCUGGAUCAUCCUGGGGAGCACGUUAGGGGGGCUCCUGCUCCUGGCGCUGCUCGUGCUCGCGCUCUGGAAGCUCGGAUUUUUUAAAAGCGGCAGCCGCAGGAGAGAGGCGGAGGAGGAGCAGAGCGCCAAGGUGCUGGAGUGAUGCUCCCGGUGGGGCCGGGGGGCUCGGCCCCCUCUCGCCGCCCUCCUCGGCGCUCGCUGCUCACCGGUAGAUGCUCGUCUCGAUGCCGAGGGACUUGGGUGCUGAGCUCGGGCUGCAUCGAGACGAGAACGCACCCCUUUGUGUGAAAUCGCCUAAACAGGUCCAAAACAGACAAACACCAAAAAAAAAGAAAAACAACGACCAAUGACACGAAAAAAAAACACAUACCAAAAAAAAAAAAAAAAAAAGAAGCAGACAAACCCAGCCCCUGUUUGGUGGCCCUAUGCCGUGGGUUCAAACUGCUUUUAGGACAGCCCUGCCCUACCGGGGCCGGCAGUGGUGCAGAAGGGACGGGGCAAGCGCGCACCCCAUAACCUGGGGUGAACCAGGUGCAGCAUCCCGAGGGGAACAAUCUUUAGCAAUUUCCAUUUUUUAAUGAUUUUUUUUUUUUUUUUAAAUUGCCAUAGUGGGACUGUAUCAAACCCCGGGGCUCACCUGCCCCAAGGAAGGGGAAUCUCUCGGUUGGGGGGAAAAAGAGCAAACUUGGAUGGAAAUACUGAAACCGUCCCGAGGGGCUGCAGGGUCUGGGGGGCUCCCGCGGGGCGCAGCGAAGCUGCAGCUCUCGGACUGCUCUGCACCAGCUAAAUGAGCUAUCAGCUGGAGGUUUUAAUUUGCCUUCUUGAUGCACUGAAUACGAAUAAUAGCAAAUUAAAGCACCUUAAUGCAUAUCUCCAGCAUCCAGCUGUACAUACUUAUUCUAGAAAUAUUUGCCUGUUUAAGCAAAGGAGAAAAAAAAAUCAAGAAAUCUUUUUUUAAAUCUUUUUAAAAAAUCAAAAAAAAAAAGGAAAAAAAAAGAACAAUAACAAACCAGUUCAAAGUGUUUUCUACAAACUGAGCAGUUUCGAAGAGCUUGCGUCCAGCAAGGGUCCGCACGUGUACUAUAACUGUAUAUAUUUGGUGUCACGCCAAGCCAGAGGGUCAGUGCUGUUUGACAAAAAUCUUUCUUUUUGCAUAACAGAAUUAUUUAUGCUAAUAUUAAUUUUAUGAAGGAAAAGAAAGCAUAUGUCCACCUGAUGUGUAAUGAAGUUUGUUAAAUACUGUCCUAGUAUUUUUUAAGGAUUAAAAAUACGGUAUUU